CACUCCCAUCUCAUCCCUCUCUCUCUCUCUCUCUCUCAAGCAAUGGAUCAGAAAAGCGUUAUCACACUCGCCUUGCUCUGCGUCGUCCUCGCCGGCGUCGGUGGCCAGUCUCCGGCGUCGGCACCGACGAAGUCUCCGGCGACCCCCGCGCCCGCGGCCGCGCCGGUCUCCGCCCCGCCGGCUAAGUCGCCUGCGAAGGCCACGUCGCCCGCGCCCGCGGCGGCGCCGGUCUCGGCCCCAGCGGCUAAGUCGCCCGUGAAGGCCACGUCGCCCGCCCCCGUGGCUUCGCCGCCGGCUUCAACUCCGACGGCGGCUGCUCCCUCCCCGAAGAAGGUCGCCGCGGCGCCGGCUCCCGUCGCCACCCCGGCUUCCCCGCCGACGGUGGAAGCUCCGGCUAGCUCUCCUCCGGCUGCUGCGCCGGUCAGCUCCCCGCCAUUGCCUUCUCCGGUCAUAUCGCCGGCCGCGUCCUCGCCGACGGCUGCUCCGGAAAGCUCUCCUCCGGCUCCGGAGAGCUCUCCUCCGGCUCCGGAGAGCUCUCCUCCGGCCCCUGUGGAGGUUCCCGCACCGGCUCCGAGCAAGAAGAAGCCCAAGAAGCACGUCUCGCCCGCUCCGGCGCCGGCAUUGCUCAGUCCGCCCGCGCCGCCGGCGGAAGCCCCCGGGAUGAGCCCCGACGCGUCCGGCCCGGCACCGUCAUUGCCCGAUAAGAGUGGAGCAGAAACUGCGAGGAGCGUGAAGGCGUUGGCGUCGGGGUUGGCGCUGGGAUGGGCUGCGCUUGGAUUGGUUCUCUAGAGACGUUGGCCAUUUUCACAUUUGAUUUAUUAUUAUGUUGCUGAUCUGAUGUUGCUGUGUAUGAUAUGAAGAUUGGCCCUCACAUUCUACAAUUAUUUGAUUAUUAUAAUGUCAUCUGAGUGCCUCCUCCUUGUUCUA
This is a messenger RNA of Syzygium oleosum, 927 nucleotides long. Its product is annotated as lysine-rich arabinogalactan protein 18-like. Gene Ontology annotation, cellular component: plasma membrane. The coding region runs from base 43 to 789 and encodes 248 amino acids. Lineage: Eukaryota; Viridiplantae; Streptophyta; Magnoliopsida; Myrtales; Myrtaceae. The record is from RefSeq and is a predicted model, not a curated record. The transcript has 2 exons.